GCGUGUGACAUUACCUAUUUUUGUGGUUUUGUUAACAAUUGAUUGACUGACUGAUUGAUUGAUUGAUUGAUGCAAAUAUGACUUCACUAGUUUAUACCGUUUUCCACAUUGCCACACUGCAUUGCUCGGUGCGGCCAGAAAUCUCGCCUUGCACAUGCGAAACGGGCAAAUCGAUGAACCAUGUGGAACUCUCGUGCGAGAAGCUCGAAUCCUUUAAUGCGGUGGUCGAUAGCUUGGCCAAUAAGCUGAAUCCGGAUCUAAAUAUUGAAUUGAAAAUAACCCAUUCACAGCUCGAUGAUUUGGAGAUGAGAUCGUUUACGGAUAUGAAUUUCAAUUUAUACAAGUUACGAAUGCAAUGGAAUGAAUUAAGAUCGCUGCCCGAACUGCCAUUCCGUGGGUUAUCGAAUGUCACCUACCUAAGCGUCGGUGACAACGAACUCGACGAGAUUCCAAAGCAUGUCUUGAACCAUAUGCCGCGACUGCUAACGCUGGACAUUGGGCGAUGUAACAUACAGGCUGUGCAGCAGGAAGAUUUCAAAGGCAUACAGAUGGUGACGAAUCUCAUAUUACCGAGCAAUAAUAUCAAUCGAUUGGAUAGAGGAUCAUUUCCGCUCAGUUUGCAGAUAUUGCAUUUGGGUCGAAAUCAGAUAGAGUCGUUGAAUGGGUCCCUGCACGAGUUGGAUAAGCUGCAAUCGCUGUUUAUUAAUGCGAACAACAUCAGUAAUCUGGAUGGUGAGCUACCGGAUGGGAGUAUACUGAAGCUAUUGAUGGCCCACAAUAAUCGAUUGGAAAGGCUGCCGGCCAAUAUGGCAAAAAUGAUGAAUUUGGAGACAAUUCACUUGCAUUUCAAUCGCUUGCGUUCGUUUGAUGGCGUCCUGAAACAUGCCAAAUAUCUGAAUGAACUGUAUGCCAAUAACAAUGAGCUGGAAUACUUGGCCCAGGAUGAGUUCCAGAUGUGCGAACUAAUGGAGACUCUGCAUUUGGAUUGUAAUCACAUACGCUCGCUGAACUCGUCGUUGCACUCCAUGGGCAAACUGAAGAUAGCAAAUUUCUCUUUCAACGAGAUCGAAGAGUUCUCCAUGGAGGAGCUGCACGGCUUGCGUUCGCUCAAGUUGCUCGAUUUGUCCAAUAAUCGUAUACAACGUCUGAUACCCAGUCGUAAUAGCAUCAAGGAUUUGCCAUUGCGUGAUCUACAUUUGGAUAACAAUCAAAUAAUCACUUUGGACUCUGCCCUGGCUGGCUUGGGCAAUCUGCGUCUUUUGAAUUUGCCCCACAACAAGCUAAAGUACAUAUUGCCCAGCGAUUUUGAAGGCAUGCAUAUUCUGGAGUUACUGGAUAUGACUGGAAAUCAAUUGACCGAACUGAAACCAUUGGAAAAUACAAUCCUGCCCAGUCUUAGGAUCCUGAAGGUUGCCUUUAACAAUAUCACCAAACUGGAACGAGAUUUUCAUGGUCUGCCUGUUUUGUGUCAGGUUAAUCUGACCAAUAAUCAGAUAAUGUCCAUAUCGAGCGAACUAGUUAGUAAUACGCGCUGCAAGAAUCACAAUGUGGCUGGAAAACUGGAAAUGUAUCUGGAUGAUAAUCCCAUAAUGUGUGAGGUGGGACUCAAUGAGAUUUGUCGUCUAAUGGCUGCCCAGGAUGCACGUAUACGAGGACGUUCGCAGUGCUUUGAGAAUGACCAGGAGGUGUGCACAGUGUUGCCGAUGCUGUACAAGAUUGAUUUGCCGCUGCUGGUGACCCAGUUAAAUGAGAAGCAAAUGAUUGUGCCAUCGCCGAUUCUAUUGCCACCGAUAAUAGCAACGUUGGGUCAACCGAUAAUCAAUCCAGUGAUUUUAGCCCCGCCAGUGACCCUUGAAGUGACCACGACACCGGCUCCAAUACCGUCUACAACGCCGGCUCCGCCAACUCCGGCAGCAUCUGUGGCUCCCUCUGUGCUGCUGGCCGUGGAGUUAGAGAAGGACCUUAAUGAGACGACAAUAACUAUGCCAGCUAUCACGAAUCCGAACACGACUACAGCGACAACAACAUCGACCACAACAACAACUACAACAGCAGCGACAACAACAACAACAACUCUCCUCAGUCAAUUGGGAGCCACCGAGGUGGUAACCACCACAGCACCCACCACCACUACAACCAGUACAAGAACUCCAAAGCCAAAUGAAACCUUGCCCGUUAUCCUGGACAUUGAGGAGCCAACAAAUUUAACACCCAAUGUAGCGGAUCCCAAUGGCAAUGAAACUGCGGGGCUAAGCCCCAAGGAACAACAGGAGCAGGAGGAUGCGGUUGUAUCCCCCGUGGAUGUGGAUGAACAGCGUCACGAGCAGGCACAUGAGCGAGAUCAUGAUCACGAUCAUGAUUCGGUGGCCAAAACAGAAUACGAAACGGUGGAGUAUAUACCGAAUCUGGUGCAGCCUGCCAUGGCUGCGCCUACGCCACCGCCGCCAAGUAAAAUGAAUCUUCUCGAGGAGGACUCGGAUUCAGUGUCCAAUUCCGUGCACGAGGAAUAUCCGCAUGCAGCACAGAGCUUGCAAAUACCCGAGGAACCGCCCGAGGAGUAAACGCAGAUAGGAGGGAAGGAUUCAGUUCAAGAUCGCCGGAAUUGGCUUGGUGGGCAGUGGGCAACGGGCUGAGCAGCAUGCAAAGUGGAGGAUCGCGAGAACGAGAAUUGGAUUGUAUGCUUUAAGUUAAUUUAGUUUUUAUGAUUUAUUUAAGCUGAUGGCAAAAAUCGAGCAGUUUUUGUUGAGUUAUUAUA
Molecule: messenger RNA, 2755 nt
Organism: Drosophila willistoni
Lineage: Eukaryota; Metazoa; Arthropoda; Insecta; Diptera; Drosophilidae
Gene: ltl
Product: protein artichoke
Exons: 4
Coding region: 78-2561 (827 amino acids)
Cellular component (GO): extracellular matrix
Molecular function (GO): protein binding
Source: RefSeq, a predicted model, not a curated record